Capronia epimyces CBS 606.96 is the source of this 1200-nucleotide messenger RNA. RefSeq lists its product as uncharacterized. The transcript has 3 exons. The record is from RefSeq and is a predicted model, not a curated record. The coding region runs from base 1 to 1200 and encodes 399 amino acids. Lineage: Eukaryota; Fungi; Ascomycota; Eurotiomycetes; Chaetothyriales; Herpotrichiellaceae. Gene Ontology annotation, molecular function: phosphatidylinositol binding; actin filament binding. Gene Ontology annotation, cellular component: actin cortical patch. Gene Ontology annotation, biological process: actin filament bundle assembly; actin cortical patch localization.
AUGCCGUUUGGUAUCAACAAUCCGCUGCCCUCGUCGAUGAGGAGCGAGUGCAAGAAAGCUGGAAAAAUCCUAGCAUCGUUCGUCGACCCGAGACAAAGCUUUGGCCCCGACAAAGUGAUUCCGCCUCAAAUUCUUGCCAAUGCAAAGGGUCUCGCAGUCCUCACAGUGCUCAAAGCAGGCUUUCUUGGCUCUGGUCGAUUCGGCUCCGGCAUCGUGGUCGCACGAUUAGCAGAUGGCACCUGGUCGGCCCCGUCAGCGAUCGCGACAGCAGGAGGCGGGUUUGGAGGACAAAUCGGCUUUGAGUUGACCGACUUCGUCUUCAUCUUGAACGACUACAAUGCGGUCCGUACAUUCGCGCAGUCGGCGUCAGUCACACUAGGCGGCAAUGUCAGCAUCGCAGCGGGCCCAGUGGGUAGAAACGCAGAAGCCGCAGGCGCGGCCAGCACGAAGGGUGUGGCCGGCAUAUUUGCCUACAGCAAGACAAAAGGAUUGUUCGCGGGCGUCAGCUUGGAAGGCAGCGUCUUGAUUGAGAGGAGAGAUGCCAACGAGAAAAUGUAUAACGGACGGGUGACUGCAGCACAACUCCUGGAUGGGGCGGUCCGGGCCCCUCCAGCUGCGGAUCCAUUGAUGAGAGUGCUGAACACGCGGGUGUUCUCAGGCACGGCAUUCAACGACAACAUGUACAACGACAUGCCGAUCUAUGACGAUCAACAUGACGACCUCGUCUGGGAGGGAAGAACCGGAGCGGCGUACGGGGCGAACGUGCGGAAUAAUCGCUCGGGCACUGUUGGAUCUCGAGACGAAAACUACGAAUACCGUGACAACCCUCGGCGGGCCAACACCUGGCAAGAUGACGUCUACGACCGUCCGCCGGCACGAAACAACGAUCAAUUCGACAGCUACACUAGCAGAAGCCGGUCAAGUACGCUGCAGAACGACUACAGCUACUCAGAUAGCAAACCAACCCGGCCCACGGCACCCAAACCGGUAUUCAGGCAGCGGACAGGAUCCCUUCGACAGGAUCAGGCCGUGGCAUUGUUCACGUUCGACCCGGACCAAGAGGGCGAUCUCGGCUUCAAAAAGGGCGACAUCAUUACCAUCCUCAAACGCACCGAGAACAAGACAGAUUGGUGGACCGGCCGAACAGAAGACGGUCGCACCGGGAUUUUCCCUUCGAAUUACGUGGAGACGGCGUCGUGA